GUGAAACUUAACACCCUACAACUGUACAACUAGAAUAACAAUUAAUACUGACAAUGUAUAAUAUCAAUUAUCGUCUGCCCAACUAUGCUAGUGAAAAUUCAUUAAAUUCAUUCAGUGUUGUUUUCUUUUGUGAAAUUAACGUUUCAGUCACAUGUAUAUACAAGAAAAAUCGCAAAAGUGAAAGAACUUCUGAAGGGCUAUAUUGUCGGAAGACUAAAAGCUAGAAGAACAUUUAAAAAGGAUAAGUUUAAUACUUUAGUUGUCAGUGACUGUGAUAAAAGGAUAUAUGCCAUUUACAAAUAAUAUUAUACAUUUCUACUAUAAAUAAACACUGAAAUACAAAACAUCUAAGACAAUUAACGAAUAUGUCGACAGGAUUUCGAUACUCACAUCGCGACAUAAGAGAUUUAGAUAUCCGCCAUAUUUACAGUGAUGGACUGGUAUCUACAAACUAUAGACAUGAACCAUCUGUGUUUCACCAAGGUAUAAAUUAUCUGGACAGAAUUCACGAAUCAAUGACACGAUCAAAAGUCUCAAAAUUGCCCGAAAAAUCGUUCGAGUACAAUCGGAAAUAUAAAACGGUUUUGCCGCGAGCUCCAGCGUUUAGAAGGCUCUCUAAAUUGGAGGUAGAAGAUGUUGUACAUAGGCUAACUAACCCAAGAGAUCCAAACGAACACAAUGCAAAACAUGAAACAAGAGUGACAAGUGCUCCGGCAAAUAUGAACCGUGACGGAAAACCAGUGAAACCAUCUCCUACAACUAUGCAAAAGACACAGUUACCAUCGAAAGAUAUCGAUGAUAUGUCGAACAGAUUAUUUCGUUCCGAGACGCAAAUCACGAAACUAAAGCAACGUGAAAAGGUCGUUAUGAUGCCAAAGGCUGCUGCCUCCAAGGAAGAAAACAAAAGUGUUCAGGUCAAGAAAAAAUCCGUUAAAAAACCAUUAACUAAGUAAAUCAAUUGUACUACUGAUAAAAAUAGACUGUGUCACAGUUCAGAAUUAACUGAUUUGUUUUCAAAAUAUUCUAAAUCAUUUAAAGAAUGAAUUCCAGUGUUAAAGCUAAAUGCCUCUAGAUGUGUGCCACUAUUAUAAAAGCUACUUCUGUGUGAUUUACGAGUAAGAUGUUUUUAUUAAAAGAACUAUUUUGAUAGUAAAAUAUUAGCACCAGACGCGCUCAGUUGAAAUCGAUAUAAAGUCGAUGCUGCUAAUCUGUUUAUAAAAAUACAUUUUGUUAUUUACCUGGAAUACCAUGUCCUAUCGAAUUCUACGGAAUCAUUGUAUGAUUUUUAUUGAAUUUGUUGAUAAUAAAUUGACAAUAUUGCCAUUGAA
Mercenaria mercenaria is the source of this 1328-nucleotide messenger RNA. RefSeq lists its product as uncharacterized. The record is from RefSeq and is a predicted model, not a curated record. Bases 366 to 953 code for a protein of 195 amino acids. The transcript has a single exon. Lineage: Eukaryota; Metazoa; Mollusca; Bivalvia; Venerida; Veneridae.